AUGCCAUUUCUCCAAGCAGUGCUGCUGGUAUUGGCUGUUAUAUCGGUUAUUUGUCAACAGACAGAUGGAAAUCUGUUCACGUCUAAAGAUGAUCAGGAAGUAACGGAGAAGGGGUUGGAAUCAUUGUAUAAACUAGAAACACUCUUCGAGAAGAGAGAGAUAAUCAAUAAAGAGAGGAAGAAAAAAGCCAAGAGCCUGGUAUUGUUGGCCAUCGAGGAAGGGUUAAAGAAAUAUGAAAAAAUGGUAGAGAGGCAAAUUUAUUACAGAAACAUUGGUAUGGGCAGAAGAAAUAAAAUAAAGCGGAAAAAUAACAGACUUUUCAAGAUCAGCAAGAUGUCCAUUGAAAAGCAGGAGGAGGGGUUUAUAUUACUUAGUGCUAAAAAAGCUCUGGUUCAAUUAACUGGAAAGACAUUGAAAGAGCUGUCAGGUGAUCCAGAUUACCGAGAGGCUUGGGAUGAUAUUUUAGCUGGUUCUUCAAUUGAUUCAAGGAGAAGAAAAAGAAGUACAAAACGCGCAACAACAAACGACUGCCAAAAGCUAAGCAGUGUAAAUGAAUACAGAACUAUUGAUGGCACGUGUAAUAACCUAGACAAACCUAAUUGGGGUGCAGCAUUCACUACACAACCUAGAUUUAUAGAUGAGGUGUACAGCGAUGGCGUUAAUACACCCCGGAUAAGUGCGGAUGGAACAUCAACCCUUAUAAGUCCGAGAACAGUCAGCAAUAGUGUGUUCAUACUAAACAAUGGGAGGAAAGUAUCAAAACCUGAGGGCUUUAACAGUUUGAUGAGUCUUAACUGGGGACAAUUCCUGGACCAUGAUAUUGUUCUCACACCUACAUUCGCCGAAGAGCAUGGGGAAGACAUUCAGUGUUGUGAACAAGAUUCUAUACCAAUAAAAAGGGAUGAAUGUUUGGGUAUAGAGAUGACACCAGAUGAAGAUUUAGAUAUCAGUUGUAUGGAGUUUGUAAGGUCCGCUCCAUCACCGGACACGGACUUGAAUGCUGGAAACCAAGUAACAAAUGCCAUAACAUCCUUCAUUGAUGGGAGUAUGGUCUAUGGAAGUUCAAAAGACGAGGAAAGACAACUUAGGGGAAUAGGUGGAAAAAUGGCUGUAAAAUCUGUGUCAGGAGGAGACUUGUUACCAGAGGAUACGUCUGGUGAAGCUUUUUGUACCCUUACCGGAAGUAACCCCGUUGAUGACUAUUGCCAAAAUGCUGGUGAUAUAAGAGUAAACGUCCAGCCUGGACUGGGACAUCUUCAUUUGCUUUUUGUUAGAGAACAUAACCGCAUCGUUGAAGAACUGAAAAAUGUCCAACCCUCUUGGACAGGGGAUCAGCUAUACAACGAAGCCAGAAAGAUUAUUGGUGCUAUUAUACAACAUAUAACCUUUAAUGAAUAUUUUGAAAAUCUGUUUACUGACGAAAUUCUCGAUAAGUAUGACUUACGUCUAUUAUCUGAAGGGUACUCAACAGACUACAACAAGAAUAUCAAUCCUGGAACGAGAGUUGGGGUGGCAACAGCGGCGCUACGAUUCGGUCAUACACAGAUUCCACAUGAAAUAGCAUACUUGUCCGACGACUACAAUUUCACGUCAUCUGUAACAGAAAUGCAGUCCACUCUUAAAAAUCCACACUUAUUGGUAAAUAAAGCAGGAUCUAAGAUAUUAGAUUUGGUUAGAUAUAUGACAACCCUUCCGACAAGAGCCUCAGACAGGGAAUUCGAAGGUGCCAUUAGAAAUCAUUUAUUUAAUGGCCGGUUAGAUUUGACAAGUUUAAACAUACAACGAGGACGUGAUAAUGGAUUACCAUCGUAUACAGCAUGGCGGGAGUUCUGUGAUCUUUCUGUUCCUUCGUCAGAUGAUGAUUGGGACGCACUGCCAGAUUUACUGAACACAGGGAAAUUGCGCCAGUUGUACAAGAGUGUGAAUGAUAUUGACCUCUAUGUUGGAGGUAUAUUGGAAAGACGAAUGAAAACUUCUGCUGGAGACAAAUCUUAUCUGGGUCCAACUUUUGCAUGCAUUUUGGGACAGCAAUUUCAGAAACUGAAACUCGGCGAUAGAUUUUGGUAUGAACGACCAUAUCCAGAGGGAUUUAGGGAAGAUCAACUUCAAGAGAUAAGGAAAGUAACGUUGGCCACUGUACUUUGUGUAAACACAGAAGGACUGACAGAACUACAAACUCUCGCGCUUAGAAGACCAGGCAGAAGGAGAAACUGUAAUGACGAAAGAUUUAUUCCAAAGAUUGAUUUUAAUAAAUGGAAAUAAAUAUAGGUUAAAACUGACCAACGACAGGACUGCACAAACAAAUUAUGAUAUAAGAUAUUUCUGUUAUCUUUAUAGUCUUUAUAGUUUC
This is a messenger RNA of Mytilus trossulus (common blue mussel), 2350 nucleotides long. RefSeq names its product peroxidase-like. The coding region runs from base 1 to 2262 and encodes 753 amino acids. NCBI's taxonomy places the organism in Eukaryota, Metazoa, Mollusca, Bivalvia, Mytilida, Mytilidae. The transcript has 17 exons. The record is from RefSeq and is a predicted model, not a curated record. Gene Ontology annotation, molecular function: heme binding; peroxidase activity. Gene Ontology annotation, biological process: response to oxidative stress.